UUACAUGGGGAAAAUAUUUUCCAAAACAAGGUAAAUGAGAUGGGUUUUUAGGGAAAAUGUCUUACCGAUUUUAUUUCUGUUAGACAUUUUCUGGAAAAUCUUCUUCCAUUCUCACCAUAUUCUUUCUCGUUCUUUCGUUCUUCAUCUCUCUUCUCCUUUUUUAUCCAGUUCCCUUCUUGAAUCUCAAUCAAGGGAAGAGAAUAUUAUGAAGAUUACGGCGAGGAAAAGGAUGUUGGAAGUGGCGGGAAGAAGGUUAGAAAGGAAGAAUGUUAGAAAGGAAGAAUGGUAUAACAACGUAGAGGCCGGCGCUGGAGGAAAUACAGCUUUGGCGAGAGUAUUAGUUCCAGUAGAGAAGAAAGGAGAAGGAAGGUCAAGUGUUGACCGUGAAUCCAAUAAUCAACAACUUAUACAGUUGGAAGAAAAGGAUGUUGUGACAUCUAUGGCAAUUGUGCUUUUCGAUCUUUGUGGUCUUAGGGAAUGGAUGGCCAUGGAGAAGCUCCAUACCGAGUAAAGGAGAAAAAGACUAGACAAGAAGAAUUGGCAAUGAUCGUCACUUAAUCUGCAUAGAGGAUCCGUUUGUGGUAUCUCAUGACCUUGGUCGAGUGGUGGACAAGUUCAUCAUUAAAUUUCUAAGAGAAGAGUUUGAACGAGUGAUUGAUGUAAUGCAGUAUGAUCUAAAUCCUUGGAUAACACUCUUUGAACCUUACGUCCCUGGGUAACAAAACCUUGUCCAAGUGUGUUAGAAAAUCAAUGGUUAAAGCUAUUUGGUUGGUUUUUGUAGUCAGUGUGCUUUGCGUCCCCCAUAAUAUUCAAUUUUGACCUUUUGAGUUCACAUCCAUUUUAAAGAAGUUUAAGCUUAUUAUAUGUAAUCAAGAAAAGAAAUUUCCGAACAUUUUAUGGAUGGAUGUUAAACAAGUUGUAAUUAAUUGAUUGAUAGUGUAUACAAAAUUCCUGUAUGAUCUAAACAUAUUCAUAUCAAA
Molecule: messenger RNA, 980 nt
Organism: Gossypium arboreum
Lineage: Eukaryota; Viridiplantae; Streptophyta; Magnoliopsida; Malvales; Malvaceae
Exons: 4
Coding region: 35-511 (158 amino acids)
Biological process (GO): regulation of ribosomal protein gene transcription by RNA polymerase II
Cellular component (GO): nucleus
Molecular function (GO): sequence-specific DNA binding
Source: RefSeq, a predicted model, not a curated record